Andrographis paniculata is the source of this 944-nucleotide messenger RNA. Its product is annotated as E3 ubiquitin-protein ligase RHA2A-like. Gene Ontology annotation, biological process: protein ubiquitination. Lineage: Eukaryota; Viridiplantae; Streptophyta; Magnoliopsida; Lamiales; Acanthaceae. The record is from RefSeq and is a predicted model, not a curated record. Bases 216 to 704 code for a protein of 162 amino acids. The transcript has a single exon. Gene Ontology annotation, molecular function: ubiquitin protein ligase activity.
GUAAGGUCGUGGCAUAAACAGAUGGCCUUCUUACAACUGCACAUAGGCAUAGGCAUAGGCAUAGGCUUAGGCAGUCGUCAGUCAGUCUUCCAGUCUCAUAAGUGUUUAUUACUCAUAUUAUCUCUGAUUGGCUGUGGUCCAACGUUGUUCCACCUGCGCCAUCCACACUCUACCACUGCUCUCCACCGGACCGGAAUCAGAUUCGAUCGCCUGUGAUGGGUCUAGAGAACCAGCUGUCCGACGUGUCGUCGGAGUCCUUGCUAGUGUGCGCCGUGGUGCUUAUGGCCCGGGGCGUAGGUUAUCUCAACUCGCUCUUCCUCACUAUCCUCAGCGGUUUGGGAUUUUCCCCAAAUGGUCACCGCCACAACCACGCCGGAGCUCUAUACGACGUCGUCGGCUCCGGCCUCGCCGGCCUAAUCGUCCUCUGCGAACAGAUGAACCUCAAUCGAGCCUGCUCCGGCGCCGCCGCCGACGCCGAUUUGGACGGCGACUGCGUCGUUUGCCUGAACCCGAUGCGCGAGGGGGACGUCGUCCGCCGCCUGCUCUGCCGCCACGCCUUCCACAAGGAUUGCUUCGACGGCUGGCUCGACCACCUCAACUUCAACUGCCCGCUCUGCCGGACGCCGCUCGUUUCCGAAGAGCGCAUGAGCCUCACGCAGAGCCGCGUGGCGGAGGAUCUCCUCGCGUGGUUUCCGUUCCGAUGAGGCGGCGCGUGACCGUCCCGUCGCAGCUCUUUUUAAUUAGGCUGUACUGUUUUGAUCAGUUUUUUUUUUUUUUUUUUUUUUUAAUAGCAAAGGGGGUUUAGAAGUUUGACCUUUGACUUUUUUUUUUUCUUUUUUUUUUUUGUGGGAAUAUUUUCUGAGGUUUUUGGAGAGUGCCCUUUGACGUGCUCUUUUCAACCUGUUGUAAAAUAAUAGUUCUUUUUUUUUUUUUUUUUGUUCCUG